AUGUUCCAGUGCACAGCGAUGUUUGUGUUUAUUCUUAGCAUUGCUGGACUCAUUCCUAAUGUGCUACCAGAGACCUGUUUCUACCAGCGGUGUCUGGGUUGCUACCCAGGGCAGACAGUAGCGCCUGGUAACCGAGUGGAGUGCCAGCCUGCCAACUGGGUGUCAGCUACAUGGGUACAUAACUAUGGACAUCCGCCGCCGAGCACAGACUCCCGGAUCCCUAUUGAGUAUAGGUGCUUGAAGAUGGUAGCUACGCCUGAUGAUAAAACUUUUGGCAACACAGUGGAUACUCUCCGAGGUUGUGUACCACGCGCGCAAGUUGAUUCAGUCUGUCUUGGUCUACUCGCAGUAGAAAGAGCACGUGGCCAUAGUGAUGCUCGUUGCUUCAUCUGCAACGGCAACGACUGCAACUCAGCGACACAUACAACUACAUCAUUGCAAGCCACAAUAGCAACUAUACUCCUCUACUUCGUCCUUAGGUGA
Spodoptera littoralis (African cotton leafworm) is the source of this 483-nucleotide messenger RNA. NCBI's taxonomy places the organism in Eukaryota, Metazoa, Arthropoda, Insecta, Lepidoptera, Noctuidae. The record is from the annotation of a GenBank genome assembly.